UCUCUCUCUCUCUCUCUGAAAUAAUGGCUAUCUUGAUUUGCUGUUUGAAGGGUUUAAAUCCUCUGUUUGUUUGCUACCAGCAUAGCCUUGGUAUGUUAAUUGUUGUUGUUGAAGUCUAUUUCUUUGCAUUCAUAGAGGAUGAUGUGGGUGGUUGAAGACUUUGAGAGAAUGGCAACAGAAGCACCAGGGUGGGCCGACCAAUGGGGUGCCGGUGGCAUCGGUGCCCUGGAGGAUGGAGACAACACCAAAGCCACAGAAAACAGCAGCAACAACAAGAAGGCAGAUACCAAGUCUGGAUUAGGCAAAGCCAAGGUGGCUGCAAUGGCUGGCGCAGAAAAGAUAAAAAAUGGGACAUCCAAUGGUAUCAAAUGGAUCAAAAAUCAGUGCCAGAAAAAAAAGCCGUCUAAACCAGUAAACUAAAUUGUCAACCUUAAUAGAUUGUAUCCAGAGCCAUCAUAUAUCUGGAAGUCAAUUGUUUGUUGUCAAUUGUUUAUUGUAUGCCAUUGAUUGAAGGCCAGGACGGGUCUCUGAUUUCUUUUUCUUUUUUCAGGCAACUUUUUUGGA
Molecule: messenger RNA, 564 nt
Organism: Prunus avium (sweet cherry)
Lineage: Eukaryota; Viridiplantae; Streptophyta; Magnoliopsida; Rosales; Rosaceae
Source: RefSeq, a predicted model, not a curated record